AAUAAUAUCAUUUUAUUUUUGGAUUCAGUCAAUCUUGAACAAUUUUGAGCUAAACCGAAAAUGGUGCAAAGCCGGAAAGAGUGGAUCAAGGCAUUCAAGCAUCUAUUAGUUUUCAGUUGUUGCAGAUUGUUUAAUUUCGUUACAUUUGAGUGAACUAUUAAGGUCUAUAGAGUAAGGAGAAAAGGUACUAGCACAACCCUUCAUGUUUUUCAUUGCUGGCUUUGUAACUACUACGCUGGCAUUAACUCAUACUCUCUACGAACUGGCUCUCAACCCAGAGGUGCAAGAAAAAACGAGAAAAGUAGCACAGGAGAUGGUUAAUGAUUAUGAGGAAAUCUCAUAUGAAGCACUGAUGGAUAAGAAGUAUGCUUAUAUGGAUAUGCUCUUGAAUGAAACGCAUAGAAAAUAUCCAGCACUCUCUUACUUAGACAGAGCUUGUACAGUAGACUACAAAAUACCAGGCACAAACUAUGUGUUGAGAAAAGGAGAUCGGAUAAUUAUACCUACCUAUGGACAUAACUUUGAUGAGAACUAUUUUCCAAAUCCUGAGAAGUAUGACCCUGACAGAUAUUUGAACAGGCUUAACCAGGAUGGACUAUAUUUCUUGCCUUUUGGGGAAGGACCUAGAGCUUGCAUAGGUGAAAGAUUUGCAAGUCUCAACUUGAAAGUUGCCCUGACGAACAUCUUGACUAAUUUCAGCGUCGAGAGACUACCAGACACACCAGAAAAAAUUACGAUCAAUCCAAAGGCGUUUGGUAUCCAACCAAUAGAAAGACUGAAUGUCCUGUUUAAGCCAAUCAAGUAGUUUGGCGAGAAUUGUUUUAGGUUUUAGUUUAAACAUGUAGUAGUUAAACUUACUUCUAGCUGCUUUCAAGCAUACGUGUAAAAAACGAUUUUGUGAAUUGGAAAUACACUGGAAAUUUGAAAUCAAAAUAUGUAAGGAAAUAUGUCAAUGCCUAUGUGAGCUAUUAAAAAAGAUACUUGAUAUAUUAUGAUUAUGGUUUGGUAUUCAUAUCCAGGUUCUAAGUAAGUUCACAGUGAAACCAUGGGCUUUUCUCUUCUUAGAAAAAAUUUUAUCUUUAACACUGGAACAGUUUUUUUAAAUCCAUUUUUCAAGGAUACUGUAGUGUAUCCUAGUUAUUUGUUCAUGUGUUGGAACAAAGGAUUUGUCAUUCGUCCAGUGAAAGAUAACUUGUUUAGAUCCUCUGGACUUCCCGCAAGAGGGAUCAGACAAUAAGAUUUAAUUUUUAUUUGGGAUACUCUUAACAUAUCAAACUGUCAAUGGAUUGGAUAUUUUUGUCACAUUUGUUCGAAGCCUAAUCUCCAUGGCAGAAGUGGGUCACACUCUAAUGACGGAAUGUUGAAGAAUUACCGCUUUGGCGUGAAAUUUCAAGUUUCAAGUUUGAAGGGCACUAAAAUAUUUUUUUUUGGCGAAUACCCCAAACUACAAUGUUCACAAUAUUGAAAAAUAAAAUAAAAAUAAAAAUAAUAUAUUUUAUGAGUAUCUUUUAUGUACUUGGGAAUUGUGUUGGCAUUUUAAAUUUGGUCCUUUACAUAGGGGAUCCUCAGGUCAUUCUACACAAAUAAAUAAACAAACUUCAUAUGAAAAUGAAAU
This is a messenger RNA of Acanthoscelides obtectus, 1615 nucleotides long. Lineage: Eukaryota; Metazoa; Arthropoda; Insecta; Coleoptera; Chrysomelidae. The record is from the annotation of a GenBank genome assembly.